GUCGUGCUUUCUGUCGGUCCUCGUGGUGCGAAGAUCUCACUUUUCUCAAUGCCUGGAUCGUUGUUUGCCGGAGAUCUCUUGGAUAUGUCGUGAUUCUCUUUUGCACAAGUGGUGAUUGAGUUUGCUCUACAUCUACUCACGCAUUGGUGCUGCCGUCGACGGCACUUCCAGCCGCCUACCGACUCCGAGCUGCGCUAUCAGUAUGACGAAAAAGCCGAGCUUCCUGAAGCGACAGGGAUCCACGGCAGCGGAGGAGGCGAUUUUGUGUGCCCACGAUGCGCUUGCGCAGGAAGAGGCGAAGCGGCGGCGGAGCUCCGUGUACUCUGAUUUCUCCGGUCCCGGCCGCAGAGGUGACGCAGGCCCGGUCCCGGAGGGAGAGGGGCGAUCUCCGGGGCGAGACACGAACGUGAGCGUCGCGGACUUUGGAAACGAAGAUGACGACCAGGACCACGACGAGAGCAUGUCCCGCUUGCUUUCCUCCGCGAUUCCGCUUUUUUUCAGCGGGAUCCAGUUUGUUUUCAUCAAGAUGACGGACACGGCGCUCGCGGGGCACGUGGACGCCAAAUUUCUGACCGUGACCGCGUUCUCCGACUUUUACACGCAGCUCUACAGCGUCGUCACCUCCUCCCGGGUGCUGGGGAGUCUGGCCGCCCCGGCGGUGGGCGCCAAGGACUACCAGCUGGUGGGUGCCUACCUGCAGACCGCGAUCGUGGUUUUGUUCGCGCUCGCCGUGCCCGUGGUUUUUCUCAAUUGCUGUGCGGGCCUGGUCCUGCACUACGGAUUGAAGGUGCCCUGGGACCUGGCGGCCCCCGCGGGGUACUACGCGGCGGUGUUGUCUCUCUGCCUCCCGGCGAGAAUCCUCAUGGCGCAGCUGAGCCAGUUCCUCGUGGCGCAGGAGUGCGCCGACAUCCCCUCCAGCGUCAGCUUUGUGCCCCCGGUGCUGAACUUUUUGUUCGGCAUGCAGUUCGUGUUGGGAAUACCGCUCACCGCCUACGGGUUCGGGUUUUUCGCCUGCCCUUGGGUGACGGUUUUCGUGGAGUACGUUGGAUUACUAGCGGUAUUCGCCGCGAUGUACGUGCGCAGCGACCCGACCACGCGCGACUUGUGGAAGUGCUGGCCGAAGGAGUCGGUGUUGCCGAAGUUUUUACAGUGCGGUGGGGGUGAAGUACUAGACGGUAAAAAUCUUCAAAACCAAGCGCCAACCAUGGCAAGUGCGACGGCAGACACGAACGACAAGAGCCGCGACGAGAGUACUAAAGAUAAUAAAUCGAGUUCUUACGUCGCGACUGCGAUUGUGCCGAAAAUCCGGCCCUUUCUCGAUCUGCACCUUCCGCAAGUCGCGGCGUUGUCGAGCGACUUUUGGCGGUUCUCGGCGAUUGGAUGGAUGUCCUCGUGGCCCUCGAUCAACGGCGCCGGCGUGUUUAACGCGGGUUACCGCAUCGCGUGGCUCAACAUGACGCUGACCUCGUCCCUCGCGACCGCCGGCAGCAUGGUGAUCGGGGCCAAGUUGGGGAGGGGCGACGGCGCGGGCGCGGAGCGCAUGUUUUGGAAGUGCCUGCAGCUGAUCCUCGCGAUUUUGGUCGUAUCCAGCAUAAUUUGGGUCGUCUUUGCCAAGCAAGUCGCGGUGAUUUUCGCGAAGGACCAGUCCUUCGUGGACGCGUUUGCGUCGGUCAGCGUCAGCUUCUCCUGCUUCGUCUUCACCAUGAACCUCUCCGUCGCGCUGGAGUCUUUUUUGAUCACGCUGAAGAAGAACGCGCUGGUGCUGAAAGCGACGCUGAUCGGCUCCUGGCUCGGGCAGGUGCCGGCAGUUUUUGUGCUGCUCGUGGGGUUCGGGGAGUCGCUCAGUCACGUGUACUGGGGCGUGAGCAUCGGGUAUUUCAUUCUCUGCGCCCUGUACUGGAACGCGCUGCGGAGCGUACUGUGGCACCAGGAGGCGGAGCUGGCACAGGAAUUCAUGAGGGUGUAGCUGACCGCAUGUCAUUGAUUCGUUGAACGACAAAACGCCUCUUGGAUCUCUUUACCAAUGUACCCACGAUGUAGUAUGAUCAGAUACUAUCUAUCCCCAUGCUCGUAGGAAUAUCCGCAAGGUAGUAU
Amoebophrya sp. A120 is the source of this 2094-nucleotide messenger RNA. The record is from the annotation of a GenBank genome assembly. NCBI's taxonomy places the organism in Eukaryota, Dinophyceae, Syndiniales, Amoebophryaceae.